Messenger RNA from Chara braunii, 1612 nucleotides. The record is from the annotation of a GenBank genome assembly. NCBI's taxonomy places the organism in Eukaryota, Viridiplantae, Streptophyta, Charophyceae, Charales, Characeae.
GCUGAUUUCCACCAGGAGGCACAGGCCCUGGGCGCCGUUUCGGGCCCUGGGCACGAUUUCCAGACGGCACAUGCCCUGGGCGCCAUACGUAGGCCACGGAUUAGGUUGGCUUUCAUUCAGUAUAGGACCUUCUUCUGCAGAUGUGGUGGUAUUGGGGAAUGAAGGUAACAGCGCUGAUGGUGCUUCAGUGCCGGGGGCAGUAGAUGCGACGCAUGUGGACGAUAGAUUGGCAGUGGAUGCGCUGUAUGUGGACAAUAGAUUGGCAGUGGAUGCGCUGUAUGUGGACGACAGACAGCUUGGCGGCGGGUAUGCAAACUUUUGUAACCGGGAGUCUCUGUGGGAUGGAGCUGAUGACAUGCCUUGCAAUCCAGUCAGCAUGGUUGAUGAGUGGACAUUCAGAAGCCUUAACGGGGGGGGGAAGAUUGGCGCGGAUGACGAUGAUUCCAUAACGGAGGGCAGAAACGGCGACUACAGCUACAUGGGAAGCGUGCCUGUUGCGCCCAAAAGUGGGUGGUUGGGGGGUAUCAAAGCGGUUGGCCGGGGUUUCCAGGAAUCGGGAACCAAUUGUGCAGAAGAUGCUGAUCGAAUCAAUGGUGGCAGUUGCUUUCGAGGAGUUCGGGGGGGGGGGAAUGCUGGGCCCCGGACAACACUGGCCUCUGUUACUGUGCAGGGAUCCCAACCGGUGGUUCCAGAUACGCAGCCUCUCCGGAACGUCCGGACCAUCCCGACAUCGGCAGUUGCUCCUGCCGUAAUCUCUGCUCAAUACGCUUCGGCCUCUAUUGUUGUGUCGGGGCCCAAGGUGCCGGUUGGGAUCCCUGCAUAUCCUGUUGCCCCUUCAACAACAUCAGACGCCAUCGUGGCAAAUAACCCUCCUAUGUCGCCGCGACGUCUCCCUGCAGACGGGCAACAGAUUUUGGCACCAAUGACUCCUAAAGCUUCAGCGCUGGAAGUUGUCAUGGGGGCGCCGGGCUCCCGCAUUGCCCGCCAAGAUGGAGCAGCAGGAGGGGUUGGGCAGAAAGAUCUGUCAUCUCAGGGGCGGGGCCCUGGUCAUCCCGCACCAAAGAGGGAACCUGAUGGAAUUGUGGUCCCACUGGACAAAGCCUCCGGCAAGGAGAAAAGGGAGGCUAGGGCAUCUGAUGACAUCCGUACACAGCUUGAUGGCGACUCCACCUGGGCCGAAACUAGGGAGAAAGUGCCAAAGGGAGCUUGGCUCGAAGAGUGCCCCAGUUGGAGCCUCUCUUCAAGAGCACGCAAGCUGAAAAGGGGAUUGCAGAGGGUUUCACGGAAGAGAAGAAGGUAAUAUCUGGAUCACUGCAUGACCUGUCAAUUUUUCAAAAAAGUCAUUACAGUAUUUACUCGUUAGUUACUAAGUAUUUAACUAAUUCACCUCUUCUCUUAGGGUUUCUUGCAGCUGCACAUGCGUGCUGUCAACAUGUGCUGCGGUGUGCUGCAGGACUCGGUGUUGUGCGCGGAAAAAAAAAAAAAAAAAAAAAAAAAAAAAAAAAAACCUUUCCGAUUUUUUAUUUUUUAUGAAUUCAAAUAAUACAAUUUCGAGAGAAGUGUGCCAGCCAAAACUUGCGCCAAAGAAGUUGAAUGAACCUUUUACAUCACG